AUGAUGAACCGCGGCGGCGCCGGCCAGUUCCCUCCACCACCGUCUCCACCACCACCUCCACCACCGCAGGAGUUCGACAUCGACCCAGAAGCUGCGGAGAAUGAAGCGUGGGAGAAGGCGGCUCUGGCGGACACCAUAGCGGUGUUCGACGCCGCCACGACGGAAGAGGCGCGGCGGCGCCGGGUGGAGGAGAUGGGCGAGCGGUGGCAUGCAGAGCAGGAGAGCCUGCCACACCACGUCCGCGCUGCUUGCCGGCCGGCCUGGCCCACCCCCUCGCCGGCCGCCCCGCCGGCCGCCCCGUCCCGCCGGCCGCCCGCCCGCCUGCCCCGCCCGCGCUCGCCCGCCCCUGCCCCUUGUGGCCGCCCGCGCAUCUGCUCCGCCCCGCCGGCCAGCACGCGCGCUGCCACGCCCGGCCCCCUCGCCGGCCGCACCGCUGCCCCGCCCCCUCGCCGGCCGAGCCGGUGCCCCGUCCCCUCGCUGGCCGAGCCGUUGCUCCGCCUCACCUACGCGCCGACGGCGCUGCUUCGCCUCGCCUGCGAGCACGCGCUGCUCCGCCUCGACCUCUCCCAGCGCGGUGGCCGGCUCCACCCUCUCCAUUUCCGUGUCCAAUUUUGGCCGGAAUCCGACGACUCCGGCGAAUUUCGGCUGACUCCGGCGCCUUCCGUCGCCGUCCUGGCCUCCGACCGCCGUCGCCCCCUCCCCUGGCCUCCCCUGGACGCCGCUCGCCGCCCGCUCGCUGCCCCUGAACGCCGCCCGCCGCAGAGCGAGCUGAAGGCUGCCGCACGCUACAGCGCCUCCGCUGCAGCCGACAGCUCUUCAGGGCUGCAGCUCUUCCGCUGGAAGCCGGCCGGCCGCCUCACACCACCAAUCUGCAGAUCGAGCUCAAGGAGGCUCCCAAGUGGGGGAGGCGGCGGGAGCGUCGGCCGCGUCGUCCAGGGUAUGGUUGAACAUGGGGGCGGGGUAUGCUCGGCGGCAGAUGGAUGGGCAGGGGUAGGUGGCGGCGUAGCGCGGGCGGCGAGUGGCGACUGUCUCGGCCGGAUUUCGAGGGCGGCGGAGCACGGGAAACGGAUGGCGACUCUAUCGGCCGGAUUUCGCGGGUGGAGGAGCGCCGGCGGUGCAGUGUUGGGAUGA
Molecule: messenger RNA, 1131 nt
Organism: Lolium perenne
Lineage: Eukaryota; Viridiplantae; Streptophyta; Magnoliopsida; Poales; Poaceae
Source: RefSeq, a predicted model, not a curated record